Molecule: messenger RNA, 1071 nt
Organism: Blastocystis hominis
Lineage: Eukaryota; Bigyra; Opalinata; Blastocystidae
Exons: 6
Coding region: 40-1071 (343 amino acids)
Biological process (GO): fatty acid metabolic process
Cellular component (GO): mitochondrion
Molecular function (GO): trans-2-enoyl-CoA reductase (NADPH) activity
Source: RefSeq, a predicted model, not a curated record
GAGAUUAAUAUGGCUGCGAUUGCUGCUAUGAAGAGCGUUAUGCUCAAGCCCUCCUUCUGUCGUUUGGCUAGCACCGUGAAUUCUGCCGUUUUCCAGAAGUAUGGCUGUCCUACUAGUGUGUUAAAGGUGCAAAAGACUCAACUGAAGGAAGUUGGUAAGAAAGAUCUCCAAGUCCGCAUGAUUGCUUCUCCGAUUACAGGCUUUGACUUGAGCACGAUUGCAGGAAAGAACCCCAUGGGUGUCUCCUUCCCGUCCGUGGCUGGAAGUGAGGGAGUGGGAAUCAUCCAGAAGAUCGGAGAAGACGUGACCGCCUUCAAGGAGCUCGACACCGUGAUGUUGGCCAGACCUGUUCAGGGCACCUGGAGCGAGCAGAUCGUCGUGUCCGAGGACCAAGUGCUCCGUGCCCCCGAAGGCAUUCCCUCUGAGAUCUCUGCAUCUCUGCUCAAGAGCGCAGGACUCGCCUACAGACUCCUCGCCGACUUCGCUCCCCUGAAGAGCGGCGACUUCAUCAUGCAGAACGAUGCGUCGUCUGCGGUGGGCCUCGCGGUGCUGCAGCUGUGCAAAUCGCGUGGCAUCAAAACGAUCAACGUGGUUCCCGACUGCGGCGAGUACUCGCAGCUGUUCCGCCUGGUGGAGUCGAUGGGCGGCGAUGUGAUCGUUCGCGAAUCGCAGCUCCACGGCGUGGACUUCAAGCGCAUCAUGGAGGACCUCCCGACGCCGAAGCUGGCGCUGAACGGCCGUGGCGGCGCGACGAUGACGAAUACGUGCCGCUUAUUGAAGGAUUGCACGGUGGUGACGUAUAAUGAGAGCUCGCGCGAGCCGUUCGCGGUGACGGCGUCGUAUUUGACGCAGAACCAUCUGUGCUUGAAGGGAUUCAAUAUGGAUCGAUGGCUGCAGAGCGCGGAGAUGGAGCAGAUUCGAAGCAUGGUGGAGGAGUUGGCGGAGAUGGUGAGAAAGGACGAGCUGCGGCUGUAUUUGAAGAGAGAUAAGUUCUCGCAGGUGGUCGAUGCGGUGGCGGAUGCGGCGAAGCCCGCGACGGACCGAACGCCCGUGCUGCUGAUGGACCAGUAG